Messenger RNA from Prinia subflava (tawny-flanked prinia), 2745 nucleotides. RefSeq lists its product as uncharacterized. Gene Ontology annotation, cellular component: plant-type cell wall. Gene Ontology annotation, molecular function: xylan 1,4-beta-xylosidase activity; alpha-L-arabinofuranosidase activity. Gene Ontology annotation, biological process: arabinan catabolic process; xylan catabolic process. Lineage: Eukaryota; Metazoa; Chordata; Aves; Passeriformes; Cisticolidae. The record is from RefSeq and is a predicted model, not a curated record.
GCCCGCACACGGGAGAUGCUCCGGGAGACGGGUGGAACCCAAACACCGCGACCUGCUGCGCGGGCCUCGGAGCUCGCCGCCCCUCCAAUACAGACCCUGAUCCUCGAGGUCAAUCUCGCAAAUCGGCCCAAGGGCCGGCCGGGAUUUGGCAAAGCCCCGGGCCCGCCUGGCCAGUCCCGUCCUACCGCGCUCCGCCCCGUCCGGUGGGCGCAGGAGCGGCUGCAGCGCGCUCCGCCCCGCCGCGCCCAUCGCGGGGGCCUCGGAGCGCCGGGGCCGGGCCGGCCGGUCCCAGCCAUGCUGUGCAGAUCCCGGGAGCCGGGCCGGGCCAUGCCGUGCCGAUCGCGGGGUCCGAGCCGUGCCGUGCCAUGCGGGGCUCUCCCGGCAGCGGCGCUGGGGCUGCGGGUCCUGGUGCUGAGCGCGGCGCUGGGCGCGGGGGCGAUCCGGGCUCAGCCGCCCCCCUUCCCUUUUUGGGACCCCUCGCUGCCCUGGCAGCGCCGCCUCGACGACCUGCUGGACCGGCUGAGCCCCGCCGAGCUGGUGCUGCAGGUGGCCAGGGGGGGAGCGAUGGGGAACGGCCCCGCGCCCCCCAUCCCGCGGUUGGGCAUCGCGCCCUACAACUGGAACACGGAGUGUCUGCGGGGCGACGGCGAGGCACCUGGAUGGGCCACGGCUUUCCCGCAGGCGCUGGGGCUUGCCGCCGCCUUCAGCCCCGAGCUCAUCUACCGUGUGGCCAACGCCACGGCCACCGAGGUGAGAGCCAAGCACAACAGCUUUGCUGCUGCUGGCCGCUACAGUGACCACACCGGGCUCAGCUGCUUCAGCCCUGUCCUGAACAUCAUGAGGCACCCACUGUGGGGGAGGAACCAGGAGACCUAUGGGGAGGACCCAUUCCUGAGCGGGGAGCUGGCCCGCAGCUUUGUGCAGGGGCUGCAGGGCCAGCACCCCCGUUAUGUCAAGGCCAGCGCUGGCUGCAAACACUUCAGUGUGCACGGGGGUCCUGAGAACAUCCCUGUCUCCAGGCUAAGCUUCGAUGCCAAGGUGCUGGAGCGGGACUGGCGCAUGACCUUCCUGCCCCAGUUCCAGGCAUGUGUGCAUGCUGGUUCCUACAGCUUCAUGUGCAGCUACAACAGGAUCAACGGCGUUCCUGCUUGUGCCAACAAGAAGCUGCUGAUGGACAUCCUGCGUGGCGAGUGGGGGUUUGAUGGGUACGUGGUGAGCGACGAGGGGGCUGUGGAGCUCAUCAUGCUGGGGCACCACUACACACACAACUUCCUGGAGACAGCAGUUGCCUCAGUGAACGCUGGCUGCAACCUGGAGCUCUCCUAUGGCCUGAGGAACAACGUCUUCAUGCACAUCCCUCAGGCUCUGGCCAUGGGCAACAUCACGCUGCAGACGCUGCGUGACCGAGUCCGGCCCCUCUUCUACACACGGAUGCGGCUGGGGGAGUUUGACCCCCCAGCCAUGAACCCCUACAGCUCCCUGGACCUGAGUGUGGUGCAGAGCCCCGAGCACCGCAACCUCUCACUGGAAGCUGCUGUCAAGAGCUUUGUGCUGCUGAAGAAUGUGCGGGGGACGCUGCCCCUGCGGGCCCAGGACCUGUCCGGCCAGCACCUCGCGGUGGUGGGUCCCUUUGCUGACAAUCCCCGGGUACUGUUUGGGGACUACGCACCAGUGCCAGAGCCUCAGUACAUCUACACUCCCCGGAGGGGGCUGGAGAUGCUGGGGGCCAACGUCAGCUUCACAGCAGGCUGCAGCGAGCCACGGUGCCAGCAAUACUCACGGGCAGAGCUGGUGAGGGUGGUGGGGGCAGCUGACGUGGUGCUGGUCUGCCUGGGGACAGGGGUAGAUGUGGAGACAGAGGCAAAAGACCGAAGUGACCUGUCCCUCCCGGGGCACCAGCUGGAGCUGCUGCAGGAUGCUGUGCAGGCAGCCGCUGGACGCCCCGUGAUCCUGCUGCUGUUCAACGCGGGGCCCCUGGACGUGAGCUGGGCACAGGCACAUGACGGCGUGGGGGCCAUCCUGGCCUGCUUCUUCCCUGCCCAGGCCACCGGCUUGGCCAUUGCCAGGGUCCUGCUGGGCAAGGCAGGGGCCAGCCCGGCUGGCCGGCUGCCGGCCACUUGGCCUGCAGGCAUGCACCAGGUGCCACCGAUGGAGAACUACACCAUGGAGGGACGGACAUACCGCUACUAUGGGCAGGAGGCCCCGCUCUACCCUUUUGGGUACGGGCUGUCCUACACCACCUUCCACUAUCGGGACCUGGUGCUGAGUCCCCCAGUGCUGCCCGUCUGUGCCAACCUCUCUGUAUCUGUGGUGCUGGAGAACACGGGGCUGCGGGACAGCGAGGAGGUGGUGCAGCUGUACCUGCGCUGGGAGCAGUCCUCCGUGCCAGUGCCCCGCUGGCAGCUGGUGGCUUUCCGCCGUGUGGCCGUGCUGGCCGGCCAGGAGGCCAAGCUGUCCUUCCAGGUGCUGGCCGAGCAGCGCGCGGUCUGGGCGCAGGACUGGCGCCUGGAGCCCGGCACAUUCACCCUCUUUGCUGGUGGGCAGCAGCCAGGACAGAAGACACGGGCGCCCUCGGAGGUGCUGAGCGCGCGGUUCAGUGUCACCGGCACGGCUCGGCCCUUACGAGGGUGUUAGCGGCCGUGGUGGCCUCAGGGUGCUGGCAGGGGGAAGGGAUGUGAGCUACCCUGUGUGCCGUGGGCAGUGUGGUGGUUCUCUGCCCUUGCAAUAAAGUGCUGGUGCUCCGUG